CCACCACCACCACCACCGUCUUCACGCUCCUUUGCGUUUGCCUUGGACGUAGUUCGCCAUGGGGCUCAACCUGCAGGAUCCGCUCGUCCAGAUCAAACUGACGCAGGCGGUCUGCGGAUUCGUCGCAAUCUUCAUGACUGUCGCGCGGCUCUACAUCCGUAGGGGCCGAUACUGGUGGGACGAUGCCUGGGCUUUCUUCGCCCUCAUCAACCUAUUCAUUCAAUUUGCUGGCAUCUUCAUGCAUGUCGAGAACCCGGCGCAGCUCUCCAAGACUAGCCGCGUCGCCGCCUACUACCUCAUCGCCGUCACCUUCUACACCAUUAUAUGGUCCGCGCGCCUCUCCAUCCUCUUCACCAUUAUCCGCAUCGACCCCGACCCCGCCAUGCGCCACCGCCUCAAGUACGUCGCGGGCGUAUUUAUCUUCGCGAUCGUCUUCUUCUUCUGCCAGCUCAUGUGGGUCUGCGAGCCCCCGAGCAAGCGCGCUUGGAAAGACGUAAAGAGCCCACAGUGCGAGCUUGGCAGCCAGGUGGCGAUCUGCCAGAUUGUCACGGAUGUGAUUUCCGACCUGUUGCUGAUGCUCCUUCCCUUGCGGCUAAUCAGGGGUAUCCAAAGCAAAGGCCUUCGUCGGCGCCUCAUGGUCAUUUUCUCGACCUCCAUCUCUCUCGUGCACGCGGCUUACAUCAUCGCCGUCGGCGGGACCAAGGUCGUGCUCAUUGCCGCGAUCGAGGACUGCCUCUCGCUGACCGUCGCAAAUCUGCCCGUCAUGGCCACCUCGCUCUUCCGCGCGCUCGGCAUGCACGCGGACGGCGGUGCAGGCGAUUCGGAAAUGGACGACACCGGGGAGGACAUCCACUUUAAGACGCGUUCGCGCAGCCAGGCGGCGACUGGGCUAAGGAGCAGGAUUAGCGGGAUGUUUGCUGGGGGCGGGAGGACGACGACUACGACGUGGAUCGGUAAGGAAACGGUUGGGAGGGGAACUGUGGGGACGGAAGAUACCGGGGAUACGAGGGAAGAUGAGGGGGCGGUGAAGAAGGUCGGGUUUGUUGCCGUCGGAGAGAAGGGGAGGGAGGGGUUGGUGCAGUUUGCCCCGACUUUGCGGCAGGAGGGCAGCGCGGCGAGCGUUCCUGUGAAGCCAGGAGAUCUUGCCUCCGAAACUUGAUCUGGCGAGAAGGAAAAGGCGCAUAAUCUAGAUAGUUCCCGAAGUUCCGCUUUCGUAGCUUUCGUCGUUCAUUUGUUUGCUAUCGAUAUUUUCGCCUGUCUUUGUGUAUCUGGAUGUAUCAUUACUGUAAAAUGUGUCUCUGUAAUACUAGCAAGUGC
This is a messenger RNA of Gloeophyllum trabeum ATCC 11539, 1317 nucleotides long. RefSeq lists its product as uncharacterized. Bases 59 to 1159 code for a protein of 366 amino acids. The transcript is spliced from 5 exons. Lineage: Eukaryota; Fungi; Basidiomycota; Agaricomycetes; Gloeophyllales; Gloeophyllaceae. The record is from RefSeq and is a predicted model, not a curated record.